UCACAUAUUAUCCUCAAUCUUCAAACAUGGCUGAACGGUGGAACAGGUAGCCCGACGCAUCAAAACACAUAACCUCUAAGAAAAUGAAGAAAACAUAACUUGUUGAGCGGAUCGGAACUCAUUACGAAGCAUUCAGGUGGCUUAACAUCUUAGCUACCGAAAAUUUCAGGUGUCAUUUGAGAUUCAAGGACCUUGCUAUCUGAAAUUGGGACCCGUUUGGAACCUAUUCGCCGCCAGAAGUGCACGGGAAACAAGCCAAGAUCUUCCGCAGCCAUAUCCGCAUCAUAUGAAUGAAUUUGGUGCUGUGACUGGCCGAACGGGUUGAUUGCUCGCACUGCUGUGACUGGGAAGUUGGAUGUGUGUAAAAAUGAGUGUGUGAACUCAAGCAACAACAACAAAAUUGAAGCAGAGAAAUUCUUGACUGAUUUUCCUUCUGGCCUGGGACUUGGAAAAAAAGGAAAAAGGAUUGACAAUAAAAUUAAGUAACAGCCUUGAAACUGGUGUCAUAAUGGCAGAUGAUAAUGUCAAUGAAUUGAUGAGUGCAUCAGAAAUUAUCCAAGAUCGCCUCUACUUUGCAACAUUAAGGAACAAACCAAGGAGUACAACAAACACACACUAUUUCUGUAUUGACGAUGAAUUGCAAUAUGAAAACUUCUAUGCCGAUUUUGGACCAUUGAACCUAGCUCUCCUGUACAGAUACUGUUGUAAGCUCAACAAGAAAUUAAAGUCCACAUCGCUCAGCCGCAAGAAGAUUGUUCACUAUACUUCAUUUGACAGUAAAAAGAGAACCAAUGCAGCCUGUCUGAUAGGAUGCUAUUCAGUAAUUUACUUGAGGAGAACCCCUGAGGAAGCUUACAGACCACUGGUCGCUGGAACCAACCCUCCAUAUUUACCAUUCAGGUAAAGUGUGUUAUAAACAUUAUUCCCUUUGUAGGUGAGAAAGUGGGAUGAAAGGGGGGGGGGUGUUUUUACAGGAAGAGCAGGAGAGAGAGAAAGAAAUAGAUAUUGAAGGAGAACAUGCAGAAUGAGAGGGAUGUAAUGUUUCUUUUAAUUUCAAUAUACUCAAUACUCAAUAUUGUGAAUAUGAUACACAUAUACUUUGCUUUCAUGACAUAAUAAUUAAUAUCAAGAAUUUAUUAAAACAGCUCAAAUUUAUUUUCAGAGCCAAACACAAAUUCCUUUUUUUUGUUUCAUGCGAUCUUGAUUCAUUUCAUUGACAUCUUGAAUGUUCAUUGACCACUCCAUUGAACAUAAUCAUUUGAAUGUAUACGUUUUGAUUUUAAGUAUGUAUUAUACUUUAGAAGGAUGUGAACUGAAGAUUGCCUUGUUUCUUUAUUGAUAAAUGUUGUUAAUUAAACCUAAUCUUGCUUCUGAGACUCCUUUGAUUACUUCCAGAUGUUCCAUCUGUUUCUUUGACAAACAAAAUGAAUCAAUCUUUCUAUUUCUGUCUUGAGUGACUUUGCCUCUGAAGUUUUCAGUUAGUAAAGUUGGCAAAAAUUUAUCAUCAUCGUUGUCUUUUCCAUCUCCUCCCCCUUCUUGACCUGCUUCUUCCUCCUCCCCCCCCCCACUCUGUUUUUCCCCAUCCUCUUUCUGCCACUUCUUCUAGCAGUUCUACCCAUCCACUUCCUGUUGUUUCUCUCUUCCUCUUUCUUAAAACUCAUUUGCUCUUUGAAUACAUAAGAAUAAAAAUAAUACUAAUAGCCCAACAGGGCCACUAAGUGUUGGCAUUUACAAUAUUUGGGUGGCCCGACUCUCAUUUUUGGUUGCCCUGGGCCACUGCUAAUGUCGAGCCCUGCAUAAGGAAAAUGAUCUUUAAUUAAUCCUUGGUAGAAAUGGUUCUUAGUUUGUAGUUUUACCUGUACAUUAAAAGCAGAAAGAAGGUCAAAACAAAAUUACAACUAUGACAAUAGUGUAAUAUAAAUGUAACACGCGGAAACUGAUGUAGAAAGAUGACACACGACACCAUUCCUUGUGUUUCGGUUCGUUUAAUAUCGAUGGAUCGUUACAUACAAAAUUCCAAGUACAAGAACACAAGAUAGAAAAAACCUGCAAAAACCGAUAAGAACAAAACAAUUAAAUAGAAUUAUGAUAUGUUUGAAAAUGCACAAAAUCGAAAUAUACACAUAUUUGCUUGUGACUCCAAGAUAAAACAUUCAUCAAUAUGACGUCAAGUAGACUUGUAAUAAUCAAUGAUAAACAUGUUGUCUAUAUCCAUUCAUUAAAACCUAAUCAAUAUUGCCUGAAUUCAACUCAUCUAAUCACUAAUUCGGUUCCUCCAUCGUUAUGGAUAACUCUUCCAACAAAUAAAUGAAAUACAUCCAUCAAGUGAAAUUUACCAAACAACAAUUAGAAUAUGCCAACAAAUUAACAUUGAAAUACAGUGGUUAAUAAAUGAUAACCACUCACCCUGGCAAUCUGGCCUAGAGGACCAUAUUUCCUCUGGUGAUAGCCUCACCCGCUACACGAAUGUCAUGUCAAAUACCUUUAAAAGGAAAGUAACAAUUAUUACACAUAGUAAGCAAUCAUCGUGACCCUUUACUCUGAAAACACUAAACUGAAACAUUGAAUUAACAAUUCAAUAACCAAAAUCAAUUUAACCAAAAUCUUUCACUCUAAAGAUCAUUUUACUAAAUUGUUUCACUAUAAGAUUAGAACCGAACACAUUCUGUUUUAUAACUACAUACUACAAUCAAGUAUGCAAGUACAAGUGAUU
Molecule: messenger RNA, 2713 nt
Organism: Lytechinus pictus (painted urchin)
Lineage: Eukaryota; Metazoa; Echinodermata; Echinoidea; Temnopleuroida; Toxopneustidae
Product: dual specificity protein phosphatase CDC14A-like
Exons: 5
Coding region: 509-904 (131 amino acids)
Biological process (GO): regulation of exit from mitosis; cilium assembly; positive regulation of cytokinesis
Cellular component (GO): spindle pole; kinociliary basal body; nucleolus
Molecular function (GO): protein tyrosine phosphatase activity; protein serine/threonine phosphatase activity
Source: RefSeq, a predicted model, not a curated record